AAUCCGUCUCCUGAGCCCUAAAUGAUAUAUUUCAUGAGGAAAUUAUGUGAGCGCGAAGAGGGGACUGAUUACGAGAGAAAGGAUAUCAUUUACAGCAAAGGUUUCGCGGAAAAGGUCAGGGGCCAAGAAAAGGGGCAGAAACAGGUCAGUUACUGAUCUGCCCUGUCUUGGCCAGUAGAGGCGGCAGAGAGGCCCCGUCCUGCUGUGGGGAAGUCUGCCAGACUAGGUCUAAGCUCACCGCCUGGGUCACAGCUAUGUUGUCUAAGACUCUGCUGCUCAUCCUCGGGGUGCUGUUGCUGCUGUCCCUAGCCCAGGGAGGGGUCCAGCGAAAACGGAGAUAUGAAGUCCAAAGUCGCACCGAGGUCAAGGAGUGCGAGAGGAAGCCCAAAUUGUAUCUGUGCAAACGCCACUGUGAAUCGGACCAAGAUUGUCAAGCCAAUAACAUUUGCUGCUCCACCACGUGCGGGAACGUUUGCGUGAACCUGCUGGAUAAUAGUGUGUGGGAGUCGCCUGUCACCCCUCCCCCCGACAUCGUCUACCCGGAGAGCGGCUCCCAGCCCAGCUUUGAAGGAGAUAUGGUUCUGCCCACAUCUCCCUUCUCCCCUUUCUCCACUGCCGCUGAUAAAUAAACCAGCAGGAAUGUUGCAGCA
Messenger RNA from Rattus rattus (black rat), 650 nucleotides. It is a transcript of the gene Wfdc10a, whose product is annotated as WAP four-disulfide core domain 10A. NCBI's taxonomy places the organism in Eukaryota, Metazoa, Chordata, Mammalia, Rodentia, Muridae. Gene Ontology annotation, biological process: innate immune response; antibacterial humoral response. Gene Ontology annotation, molecular function: peptidase inhibitor activity. The transcript is spliced from 2 exons. Bases 255 to 629 code for a protein of 124 amino acids. The record is from RefSeq and is a predicted model, not a curated record. Gene Ontology annotation, cellular component: extracellular region.